Molecule: messenger RNA, 573 nt
Organism: Alternaria metachromatica
Lineage: Eukaryota; Fungi; Ascomycota; Dothideomycetes; Pleosporales; Pleosporaceae
Exons: 2
Coding region: 1-573 (190 amino acids)
Biological process (GO): phospholipid catabolic process
Molecular function (GO): hydrolase activity, acting on ester bonds
Source: RefSeq, a predicted model, not a curated record
AUGGUGCGCCACGACUCCACCGUAACAGUAGCAGGAACCUGGACGCGCAACUUCCUCGAACCCCUCCUCACCAACAAGAACUUCAUGAACAACACCCUCGUCAUGGUAACCUUCGACGAGAACCAUUCCUACGGACAGCAAAACCGCGUCGUGGCCAUACUGCUAGGCGACGCCGUACCCGCCAGCUUAGUCGGCACCACAGACAACACGUACUACAACCACUACAGCGAGAUCGCCACUGUACAAGCAAACUGGGGCUUACGUACGCUGGGCCGCUGGGACGUGGGCGCCAACGUGUUCAAAUUCGUAGCGGAAAAGACGGGUGAUAAGGUUCGAGCUUGGUCGGGCAAAGUUCCGUUGAGCAAUAUGUAUUUCAAUGCGUCGUAUGCGGGCAAGUUGAGCAACAAGAACAAGUCGGUUCCUUGGCCUGUGCCUAACACGGAUGCGGUGUAUGCGGGAAGGGCUGUGUUGCCGGCUAUUGCGGAUACGUGGGGGAAGCAGGUUGGGCAGUCUGCGUAUACGACUGCGUUGGAGAUUCCGGAUGGCAUGCAUCCAGAGGCUGAGUUCAAGUAG